This is a messenger RNA of Cantharellus anzutake, 507 nucleotides long. RefSeq lists its product as uncharacterized. Bases 1 to 507 code for a protein of 168 amino acids. NCBI's taxonomy places the organism in Eukaryota, Fungi, Basidiomycota, Agaricomycetes, Cantharellales, Hydnaceae. The record is from RefSeq and is a predicted model, not a curated record. The transcript has 3 exons.
AUGGGUGGUUUAUUCUGCGUUCGCUCGGGAAUCGUCACAACUACAUUGACUGGGGGUGCUUGUUCCUCGGAAAAUUCUCCUGUCCGGAUAGCCACCAUUGGUACUGCACCUCAUGAUGCAAUCGUGGCACUCCCUCGGAGGCGGUGUCCCGAGUGGGAGUCCACGCUUCAUCAAGGGGUGGUCGAUCACCCGGGCAUUGCAAUGUUUAGACUUCCCGUGAGGAGACCGUGGCAACACUCCUAUUCUCACUAUCAGCUCAGUAAUUGCGUUGUGUUGUUUAGAGCGUAUGAUGGUAUCGCUGUGGAACAUAUGAAACUUGGGAUGAGAUCCGGAAGCGGUCCCUCUACAUCCAAUCUAAAUCCCAGCAAGUCUCGGGUAUUGGCAAAAACCAUGAACAGAGGCGUAGGAAGCGAGAAAUAUACCCAUGCAGUACAUAUGCGAGAAGGGGGGAUUGAGGCAACAUACGCUGAUGAAAUAGUCCUGCAUGGGGUAGUGGAAAUACGCUAA